AUGGAAUUAGAGGACAUGCUUGCUACUUCCACCAAUGAGCGCUUUGAAGCGGACGGUUUUGUGGUACCUUCUUGUCAAAAAAAGAGCGUGUUUAGCGUUGGAGCCCUUGAUAAUUUAGAUCAUAACCCUAGCUAUAUGAUGGCAGCCUCGUCGUUCCAUGGAACAGGCAUUAGUCUUUUUCAGUUACCAACAAUUAGUAAUCCUGGCGAAGAGAGGCCACCAGUGGCGUUACCGCCGCAGGGAACCGGGCAUGCUCUCCCAGAGGAAUACGCAACUGUUUACCCCGUAGAGUCGAACACUAGCAAGGCACUUGUACCAGCGCGUGAUAUGAAAGAAAUAGUUAGUUGCAUGGCUAAAGCGAAACGUAGUGAGGAACAGUGGGUGGUGCAUUCUCUCGAAAAACUUGACGAAGAAUCAGUAACCUCAGGAGAUACAUUGGCUUGGGCAGCAUUUCAUGCUUCGGCCCAGACGGAAGAAGAUCCACCUUCUUUGACUGCACUACGCCCUUUGUUCUACGAAAAGGCGGCGAACACAGCGAUGGUCAAGCACGGCAUGGAUGUCAUACGGCAGGCAGUUACCUUUCUAAAUCCGGGCCAGGUUCCUAUCAUCACCGUUGACCAGGCCCUGUUUACGCUUGCGAAGAUGGUCUAG
Molecule: messenger RNA, 651 nt
Organism: Paramuricea clavata
Lineage: Eukaryota; Metazoa; Cnidaria; Anthozoa; Malacalcyonacea; Plexauridae
Source: the annotation of a GenBank genome assembly